Esox lucius (northern pike) is the source of this 4943-nucleotide messenger RNA. Its product is annotated as zinc finger protein 768. Gene Ontology annotation, cellular component: nucleus. Bases 613 to 2193 code for a protein of 526 amino acids. The record is from RefSeq and is a predicted model, not a curated record. The transcript has 2 exons. Lineage: Eukaryota; Metazoa; Chordata; Actinopteri; Esociformes; Esocidae.
CGCUGACGUUGGUUGAAAACAAUCACAUUUCCGGAAUCCAUCGGUGUGCUUAUAUUUAUUAUCGUAAACUCGUGUUAUUAUCUAAAAAAAACUACCAAAUAUCAUGUUGAUGAAAUUAUUUCUGCAUUUUAGUAUUACGGUUCAAUCAGCAAUACUUAGUUGUAAAAAAAUAUAUUUGUACUGACUUGUAACAAGGCUAGUAGUAAUAGCAUGAUAGUUGGUUAGCUAGCUAGCUAUUUUUCAUUAUCAAGCUGGAUUCAACACCGGGUUGGACAGACUUUGUGGAGUCUUGCGAUGUGACUGCUUCAGUAAAUAUAUAUUGCGCUCUUCUAUGCUAAACCGGCUAUGCUAUUUGGGUGCUAGUUAGCUAGCUAGCUUACGUAGCUGGAGCUACUGUCACUUAUAUUGUCCAGAGAGACAGAUCGGUGAUGUGUCGGUGAUGACAGUCAGCAUGGACAAGGCAUGUUUCUUACCACUUUUACUGAAUAAGAGGGCUUCCUGAAGAAUUUAGUUGUAGGAAUAUAUACACACUUAGUCCUGACUUAGCUCCUACACGGUCCGGUGCUCUGUGUGGAUCCCACUCGGGUAAAGACGAAUAGCAACACACGCAGUAUGUCGGAGACGCUUGUCCUCGCAUUCCAGACCCAACUCUCUGGAGUCAUGGAGACGGUCCUGAAGACAGCCAUGUACGAGAUCACCAGGCUGGUGGAGGACGGCUUCCUGGAGGAAGUGAGACGGGGUCACCAGGAAGUGGAGUCUCUACGGACCCUGCUGCAGCUGUCAGAGAACCAGCUGAAAGAUGGAGGCAGGAGAGCCAGGUGUGCUGACUGUGGCAGGACGGCGGUCCUCAAUGAGGGAACAAGUGACAGACCCCCAGCGACACAUAACAAUGCGCUGCCGCUGCUGACUGUGUGCGACCUGAAGCUGGAGGAGGAUCCCGAGGUCCGGUGGAGAAGCUGUGGACAGGCAACGGCGGAGUCGCCACCAGAAGUGCCGGAACCUCCCAGUCCCCCGGCUCCCGGCCCGCCGUCGGUGGACGGGGUCAAGAAGGAGGAGGAAGCGUCGGCGGAGCCGUGGAGAGCGAAGGAGAACGGGCAGCCCUUCGCGGCUCGUGUCUACGCAGAGGAGCGGCACGACUCCCUCGGCCCAGCCUCCGGAGACGACGUCGAGUUCUCCCCUGUGCACCCGGAGGCCACGGCGGUCGCCCAGACACACCGAUCGGCAGGAUCCUCACCCAGCCAGAUCGUCGACUGCGACCGACCGUCCAGAGCGUCUCCUGUCUGGAUAGACCGCAGGAUGUUAGACGCAGAUGCGGACAUCCACAGGUCGGCCCAGCCGAACCUGCCGGUGGUGAUAGACCCGUCGCCGUCCUCUGAACCGCCGGAGGCGAAGCAGCAAACUAGAGAGGUGGGCUACAAGGCCGUCAAAGAGGAGAUUAUUGUGGAUUCUGACUUGGGCGAGUACGAAGAGGAAGUGAAGGAGGACGACGCGGGAUUGGUGGUGGGGCGGUACAGGAUUAGACCUGAUAACUACAAUACCCAGAGGUCCCUGGGGCAGGAAGUGAUGAAGCUGCCUGGGUCUUACACCAAAGUGGACGCCGGGCUGGUGCCACAGCAGCCACAUCAAACGGUCAGGAAACACCCCCACGUACCUCCUGUUAACCUCGGCAGCUCGGCCGGGACCUCCGUCUCGGCUCCGUCCUCCUCGGCCGGCUGUCACGUCUUCAACAGUCUGAACUACAGGAUCCCCUCCAAAUAUAAACCCGGCCCUCAGUCCCUGCCGCGCAUGAGGGCAUACAGGGACGCGGCCAAGCGCGGCGGCUACAUCACGUACAACCGGGGCCCCGCCCACGGAGGGCUGAACCCCGCCCCCUCCCAGUCGGCGACCCAACAGCAAGGCGGCAACCACCAGCAGCAGCACCACCCGGCGAGGCUGGCCCUCCGUUGCCCGGUGUGCGGCAAGGUCUUCCCCCACCCCAGCAACCUGAAGGCCCACCAGCAGACACACACGGGCGAGAGGCCGUUCGUCUGCGCCCUGUGCGGCCGGAGCUUCACCAAGCUGAGCAACCUGAAGGCGCACCGGCGCGUCCACACCGGCGAGAGGCCGUACAGCUGUUCGGACUGCGGCAAGCGUUUCACGCAGAAGUGCAACCUCAAGCGGCACCAGAGGAUUCACAUGGAGAACGAUAUAUGACCCCGGGGGCGGACAUGGGCCGCCCGUGGUCGGGGAGUUUGUGUGUGGACGUGGGGAGGAGUGCGCGCGUGAGGUUAAUUUGACCCGUGUUAUUGCAUUUAGUAUUUUUCCUAUGCCAAUAGUGUUGAUGUUAAAUUAGACAUGACGUACACUAGGUAGGCUGUGUUUUAUCUCGAUUGUCUUGUCUACUGUUACAAUCACAAUGGGUUGCCGUUAUCAUCUGGACUUUAUGGUCUCAGUGGACCUUGUUCACUGAUAGGUUGCAAGCAUAUUAGAUAAGAGACCGUGGCCUCCCAAGGCAGAUUUAGGUAUCUGUUAUACUGAUUAUCCCAAAUUGCGUUGAAUAUGCAUACUCUUUUCAUUGGAACAUACAAAAUGGUACCGUGAAGGUCUAUAUUGCCUGUGUAAUGGAUAGAUAUUUUGGUAUGCUGGUUGGUAGUGGCGCAGUUGAUUGAAAUCAGUGGAGUUCUUUAUAAUAUUCUUAUUUAUUUUAUUGCCAUACCCUGUGAAAGUUACUGCCCCAUCUACUGUUCUACUGUGUAACGUCCCCUGAUAUUUUGAAUGAUCUCGACAAUUAUGAAAUUAAGGAGAAGGCUGUAACUUGAGGUCACAAUCAAAUUCAUGUUUGUUAAUUAAUUUACUUCUGCCAGAUUAUUCCAUUAUGUUUUUGGGCUGAUACAUUUUUCCAUUUAGUACAAAAUCACAACAUUUAAAUAAAUAGACAAAAGAUCAAAAACCCCUGCACAACUUCCUGGGAAACAACAUGUCACAUGAAAAAUUAUGUCAUAGUUGUAUUGUGAAUCGGGUUGACCCCAUUGACCAAGACUCACCAUUUAUUUUAUAGUUAAGUGCUCAGUUAAUUUUUUAUUUUCUUUAUUUAUUUAUUUUUGAAAAGUCUGAUUCAUUUUUCUGUAUUUCUUUUUUUCUUUUAACCUUUUUUUCUCUCCACUUUUACUAUAUCCAACUAGUGAUUAAGGCCCGGCUUCAUUGCAGGUAUUCCUUUCAAACUUUGAGCAGGCGUUUCGAUAUAUGCAUAUUCUAAACUAAAGCACACUUGAUGCCGUUCUAUUUUUUAUCAUGCUGCUCAAACCAAGAAGUUUAGACCGGAAUCCCUCUAAGCCAGAAGGAAUGCACUCUCCGGCCUUGCGCCUGUAUUAGUAGACUUGUUAAUUUCAGAGAAUGAGAGUUUGUCACAGUCUAUCACUCCAGGCUAGGUUCUCAAAAUAGGGUAUACAAUGCAAUUUUGCAUGUGUGACACUGAAUGGAAUACAUAAUUGAACAGUCUACCCAUCAAAAUAUAUUUUCUAUGUACUUCUUCAGAACCAAAAAGUUCUCAAAUAUCAACGCUUGAUGCAUUUGUUUUCAUUAUUUCAUUGGUCAGUGUGCUUUCAAAGCGGCAGACAAAGUCAGUCCUUGUAGUUGAUAUUGGUAGAACAGUUUAUUAUAUGGAAAAAGUUUACAAAGUGAUUAGUCAUAAGGACUGUUGUUGACAGCCCAAAUUGUGAAAUCAAAAUGUUGGUGUUGUUCCCACUGGAAUACAAGAAUAUCAUUUUAUUUUAUAGUUAGAUAGGGAGACUGAAUAAAUUAUUAUUUUUAAAUGCACUCCAGUAUUUUGAUCACAAACAAAUUCGUAACAUUUAGUUUUCUUAUAUUUAUUUUUAGUUUUGCCAACUAUAAUAUAUCAUACUAAAUAUCUGACUUGUAAAAAUUUAACAAAAGCCGUUUAGUCUUUAACUUAGCAUAGUUCAUUUGUUUUUGACACAACUUGAUGUAGGCCUACAAUUUGAUGGCCUUUUAAUUCUAAAUUAAAGCAAAUCGAAUGUCUUUCUGAGCUUUUAUAAUUCAUUUCAGUACAAUAAUCAAUACUAGGUAACAAUGUUUUGAAAUGUUUUUCCCUGGUAUAUCUGUGUGUGUUUUAAUUUGUGUUUGGUAUCCUGGAUUUAUAUUUAAAUCCAGCAUACAGGAGGCCCAUUUUUAAAGUCAAAGUUUCAUUUUUAAAUUUCAGUUGUUGAGUUUAGGCUGCCAGGGCCAGGCUUUCUAUCAAACAAAUUGCCAUUAAAUAUUUCUUGUUAGCAGUCUUAUAGCAUAAGCAUGCUAUUGAGAUAUCAUUGAGUCUACUAUGGACUAGAUCAAAUUUUCUCUUCCCAAAGUGUUUAGGGUGAUAAAAAAGGCUGUGCCAUGUGAAGAUGACAUCAGGUUGUUGAGGCCUCUGUCUGUUGCCCUGCUUGAGAAUUGGUCGGUUAGAAAUGGUUGCGCAACCACAAAACCGGUUUCUAUAACUCCAGUUGAAAUUAUCUAUAAAAAAAAAUCUCUUUCCUCUGAUCAUGGUCAGGAAGUGCUGGUGUGCACCUUGGUCUUUCAUGGAAUAAUUCCAUGUCUCCUUUGGAAAUUCCGCUGAAAAAAUAGGAAAAUAGUUUGUGGUGCUGUGCAUUUUGUGAAGUUGUUUUUGGUUAACAGGAAGCUUCCUUAGGUCAGAGGAUGUGUGUGAAAUUAACUAAUGAAAUUAACUAAUUACUUCCCCAGCACAACAGGUUUAAAAUUUAAAGGCAAUCUGCUUUUGCAAAAUAUAAGAUGUAAUUGAAACAAAUUUAACAAGAGAUUUAGGAGAAACAUAAAAAAAACAAUGUCAUUUUAUUUAGGAUGUUUUAUUUGUCUUUUUUUUACAGCAAUUCUUCUUUUUUUUUUUUACUGCAGCAGUCAUUGCUCUGCACCCUGUGACUGCACGUCACUGCACUGCAUAGAGAUGAAAA